Molecule: messenger RNA, 2854 nt
Organism: Gloeophyllum trabeum ATCC 11539
Lineage: Eukaryota; Fungi; Basidiomycota; Agaricomycetes; Gloeophyllales; Gloeophyllaceae
Exons: 12
Coding region: 48-2645 (865 amino acids)
Source: RefSeq, a predicted model, not a curated record
AUUCUUGAGAAUCAUCCACAUCCGCUUGAAAGAACCAGUCGAACCAAAUGGAGACUGCCGUGACCCCACAAAUAUUGGACGUUCGCGUUUCCGAUAACAAGAGGGGUGCCGACGAUGCCCAAGACCUCAGGAGACAGAUACUUGACGGGCUCUCUCGUCCCGCUGGUCAACGAUGUAUCCCUACUCUUGUCCUGUACGAUGAACGUGGCCUAAGGCUCUACGAUGAUAUUACGACGGAUGCACCAGAAUACUAUCUCUUCGCCGCGGAGGAGGAGAUCCUGAAGAAACAUGCAGACGAGAUCGUCAAAAUCAUGCAUACGGCGGCACUCCAGGACGGCCAUGUCAGUGGAAAUGAAGUGGUUCUCGAGCUGGGCGCGGGUGCUUUGCGAAAGACUUCGCACGUCUUGAAAGCUCUCGCCCGCUUGGUGCCCGAGGCUACCGCCUCUCCACCAAUUUUGUACUACGCCCUCGAUCUCGAGGAACGAGAGCUGAAGCGUACGCUCGGUCAACUGGCAGCCUCAGACACGGGCAGCAGCAUCAAAGGCCGUGUCGAGGCGAAAGGGAUGCUGGGGACAUAUGAUCACGGAAUCAAAUUCGUAGAGGAGGGAGGACUCUACGGAUCUAGCACGAGUAGUUCUCUCAACGCGGAGCAGUACAAGAUGGGGAAGGCCCGCAGGGAUCUCUCUCCAAGCUCAGACACAUCUUCGGGUUCGGAUUUCACGGAUACCACGGCGCCCUCCACACCCGACGCUACGCAGCAGCCGCUGCACAUAUUGUUCCUCGGAUCUUCCUUGGGGAACUUUGCUCGCGGGGACGACGCUGCAUUCUUGCGUUCCCUCCCGCUUCGUCCGGGGUCAGGCGAUACUUUACUGCUGGGUAUGGAUCACGACAAUGAUCCCAAAACGAUCGAAGUAGCGUAUAAUGAUCCUAAGGGUCACACUCGUAACUUCAUCAUGAAUGGUCUACGAUCAGCGGGCCGCGCUCUUGGAGACGAAUGUAUGUUCGACGAAGACAAGUGGGACUACGUCAACUCCUACGAAGAGAAAGAACGUCAACAUCGGGCAUACUACAAAUCGAAGGCCCAUCACAGCGUCAAGGUCCCUGGCACCGAGCUGGCGGUGGAAUUCCUACCUGACGAACUGGUGCACGUGGAAUGGUCAAACAAGUACUCUGAGAAAGAUGCUUACACCUUAUUCACUGAGUCAAAUCUCCGGCCAAUCCAACGCUGGUCAGAUGCCGCUUCGCGAUACUCACUCUGGUUGCUCGAGCGGCCACUGUUCCAAUUCCCGCUGCUACGGGCUCCUUCGAACGGAUCAUCAUCGUUCGGCGUCCCGACGGUCGAGGAAUGGCAGAACCUCUGGGCUGCUUGGGACUUCGUCACGAGACGGAUGGUCCCUCAAUCAAUGCUGUUCCAGAAGCCAAUUGAUUUGCGGCAUAUUUGCCUGUUCUAUUUCGGCCACAUCCCCACAUUCCUAGAUAUACAUCUGUCGCGGCUCUUGCAAGAGCCCCAUACCGCACCGGAGAACUUUAGGUAUAUUUUCGAACGAGGUAUUGAUCCCAACGUCGAGGAUCCGACCAAGUGCCAUUCUCAUUCCGAGGUUCCCCAAAAGGACGAAGAUUGGCCGUCCCUGGCGUUCAUCCUUGACUUCCAGUCGCGCGUUCGUGCUCGGCUCCUGAAGUUGUACGAUGACGUCGAAUCUGGCAAGAUUACUAUGACAAGGAAGAUCGGCAGAGUCCUAUUCAUGACGCACGAGCAUGAAGGCUUCCACCUUGAGACCUUGCUGUACAUGCUGUAUCAACGUGCGGGAACAGGUACCAUCCCUCCUCCCGGAUUUACGCCGCCGCCAUGGGAGUCUCUUUCCGCGACUUGGAACUCCGCGCCCGAACCCAGCAGUCCGACUGUCACUUUAGGUCCUGCGACCGUUUCGCUUGGGAUCGACGAUCCCGAACUCGAGGACAAGGAUCCCACGAAGGCCACACAGCUAGUUGGACAUGCCUUCGGUUGGGACAAUGAACAUCCCAAGCGCGAUGUGCAAGUGGGAAAGUUCAGUAUUGAAUGGAGACCUAUCACCAAUGGCCAGUUCUACGAGUUCUAUCAAGGAGAGGGUCGUGACAGAGUGAAGUUCCCUGCGAGUUGGGUGCGCGUCGGAAGUGACGUACAGGUCCGAACGUUCUAUGGCUCUGUGCCUAUCAAAAUCGCCUGGAACUGGCCUAUCGUGACAUCCUAUGACAACUUGUCAACUUACGCUACCGUCAAAGGAGGGCGUCUCCCAACGGAAGCUGAACUGCGUCUAUUCUUAGACAAGUUCGGAUGUGGGUACGAGGGAGGUGCUAACCAGGGCUUCCGCAACUGGCACCCUAUCCCGGCGACGACGGGUGGCCCUAAGGAUGGAGGGAAGGGCCACAAUGGCGGGGUGUGGGAGUGGACGUCAACCGUUCUCGAGGAGCAUGAAGGAUUCGUUCCGUCGGAACUCUACCCAGGCUACACUGCCGACUUCUUCGACGGUUGCCACAACGUAGUUAUUGGCGGUGCUUAUGCCACGAUUCCUCGGAUGGCUGAACGGAGGAGCUUGCGCAAUUGGUACCAGCGCAACUAUCCGUACCCGUGGGCUGGGGCUAGGAUCGUGUAUGAUGUUGUUCAGUGACGUGUCAGGUGGACCUGGUGGACCGUCCGGACAACCGCUGGAGAGGAAGAGGUGUUUGUGUCAGAGGCGGGUGUAGAACUUGAAGGAUGAUGGAGAAAACACAUCAUAUCCAAUGAACGCUUUCGACAUAUAAAGUCUUAUAUGACUGCGGAGCACUUUGCUCCGAAUACCUACUUGAUCAUGCGGUGCUCUCAGGCUAUGCACCCAUC